AUGAUAUUCGAGCCACGGCAGCACGGCCAAAAAUCUGAUGUGCUGACAUUCCUAGCCAGCACGGUGGCAGUGGUGCCGAUCUGCAGGUUCCUCAAGGUUUCCCCAGUGAUGGGCUUCCUGGGCAUCGGCCUCAUCCUGCAGCAACUUGGACUCCUCAACAACCGCGAGGAUGUGGAAAAGCUGAGUGAGCUUGGGGUCCUGUUCCUGCUGUUUGAAAUGGGGCUGGAGCUGUCACUGGACCGCCUCAAGUCGCUGGCAAAGUACGCGUUCGGCAUGGGCAGCCUGCAGGUCCUGAUCACCAGCCUGAUCUUCAUGUCCUUUGAGCUGCCAGCGGGCGGCUCCAGCCUGGGCACCAAGCUCCUGGAGCUGACCUGCGGCGCGCCGGCGUCGCUGGUGUCAGUGCGCACCCUGGACGAGGCGGUGGUCAUCGCAGCGGCGCUGUCCAUGAGCAGCAGCGCGUUUGUGCUGCAGCUGCUGUCCGAGCGCGGGGAGACGCCGACGCGCUUCGGGUCUGCCACGCUGGGCAUUCUGCUGUUCCAGGACAUUGCCAUCGUGCCCUUCCUGGUGCUGCUGCCCCUCAUUGAGAGCAGUGGCGGCAUGGAGAACGCCACAUCAGACACCCUGCUGGGAAUGCUUGGCCCGACAGCCUUCAACAGCGCAGCAGGGCUGGCUAUGCUGCUGUUGGCGGGGCGCGUGGUGCUGCGCCGCAUGUUCGAGCUGGUGGCCGAGUCGCGCAGCAGCGAGACAUUCGUCGCACUGUGCCUGCUGACUGUGGUGGGGGCCUCCCUGAUCACCUCCCAACUGGGCAUGAGCGACACCCUGGGCGCCUUCAUUGCGGGGGUGCUGCUAAGUGAGACCAGCUUCAGGACGCAGGUCGAGGCGGACAUCCGGCCCUUCAGGGGCCUGCUGCUGGGCCUCUUCUUCGUGUGCGUGGGCUCCUCCAUCGACAUGGACGUCCUGGCCCGCAACUGGGACGUGUGCCUCUGCAUGCUGACAGGCCUGGUCACCAUCAAGGCGGGAGUCAACAUCGCCCUGGGGCCGCUCUUUGGACUGAGCAGGGGGGAGAGCAUCCGCACGGGCUUCAUGCUGGCUCAGGGCGGCGAGUUUGCGUUUGUGCUGCUGUCCCUGGCCAGCGGGCUGGAGGUGCUGCCGGCCAGCCUCAACCAGAUCCUCAUCAUCGUGGUGGUCAUGUCCAUGGCGCUCACGCCCGCACUGGCGGAGGUCGGCAAGUGGAUCGCCAAGGAGACCGACGCGCGCUGGCCGGAGGGCGGCGGCCUCGGCGGCGCCGCAGCAGCUGCGCUGCCGGCCAGCACCUCAGCCUCCCCUGCGGACGGCGAGCUGGCCGUGGACGACCCCGUUGUGAUCCUGGGCUUUGGCCCCCAGGGCCAGAUGCUGGCCAACAUGAUCCAGUCCCCCCUGGCCGCACCCUCUGGCGCCAACAAGCUGGCCUACAUCGCCUUCGACCUCAACCCGGCGCGCGUCCAGGCUUCGCGCAAGGCGGGUUUCGCAGUGGUCUACGGGGACGGCAGCCGCACCAGCGUGCUGCACGCGGCGGGCGUGCACCGGCCCAAGGCGGUGGCGGUGUGCUACAGCGAGGUGCACCGCAACAAGGCGGCUGUGGAGCUGGUGGGGGCCGCCUUCCCCGGGGUGCGCAUCUAUGCGUGCGCCAAGAACUUCAGGGAGGCGGCGGCGCUCAAGGGCGCGGGCGCGCACCGCGUGAUCAUCACGAGCAGCGAGGCCGGCCUCAACCUGGGCACGCGGCUGCUGGCUGACGUGGUGGGCUCGGAAAUCGGGGAUGCCGACACCCUCAGGCGUGGCAUCCAAAAGUCCCUGGAGAUCCGCACCGAGGCGCUGCGGGAGCGCUUGCGCACCGCCAAGGCCGCGGACGCCACUGCCAGGCCCGCCCUGCCGGCCUUGGAUGCGCUGGCCAGCGGCGGGGGGGCCGGGGACCCCAUGCCGACUAAGGAGCAGAUCGAGCUGUUCGUGCUGGACCCCGCGGUGGCCCGCAGCAUCGCCGCGGCUGAGGAGAGCGGCGGCGCUGGUAGUGGCAGCACGCGCUCCGAGGGGCCCCAGAGCUCCGCGGGGCCGGGGUUGACAGGGAGGAGCGCUGUAGACGGCGACGCCGGGCUCGCGGACAACGCGAGCGUGGAGGAGCGCGAGACGGCCCUGCGCGAGAGCUUCCAGGAGUUUUUGCUGGACAUUGGCAGUGACAUGGGCGUGGAGGCGGAGGCGGCUGCCGCCGCGGCGGCGGAGAUCGUUGCGGCCUACGGCGCCAAUGGCAAUGGCACGCGCAUGCCCAGGGACACUGCUGCUGACCUGGUGUCAGUCUCUGUUGCGGAUGCCAGCCCCAACGGCCUGGUGGCAAAUGGCAGUUUCGGCAGCAACGGCAGCAACGGCAGCGGCGGCGGCAGCAGCAGCAGCAGCAGCAGCAGUAGUACCAGCAUCAGCAGGGAUGAGCGACUUGACGGCGACGUCGUCACAGUUGCGGCGGCCCCCGUGGGCGCCAGGGCAGCCGUCCGAGGUGGCGAUGACGGCAGCAGCAGCAAUGGCAGCGGCAGCGGGGUUGCCGGCAGCCAGUGA
Monoraphidium neglectum is the source of this 2580-nucleotide messenger RNA. RefSeq lists its product as hypothetical. Gene Ontology annotation, cellular component: membrane; chloroplast. NCBI's taxonomy places the organism in Eukaryota, Viridiplantae, Chlorophyta, Chlorophyceae, Sphaeropleales, Selenastraceae. The record is from RefSeq and is a predicted model, not a curated record. The coding region runs from base 1 to 2580 and encodes 859 amino acids. The transcript is spliced from 11 exons. Gene Ontology annotation, biological process: potassium ion transport; proton transmembrane transport. Gene Ontology annotation, molecular function: antiporter activity.